Anopheles nili is the source of this 717-nucleotide messenger RNA. RefSeq names its product non-structural maintenance of chromosomes element 3 homolog (gene MAGE). The record is from RefSeq and is a predicted model, not a curated record. Gene Ontology annotation, cellular component: nucleus. The transcript has 2 exons. The coding region runs from base 1 to 717 and encodes 238 amino acids. NCBI's taxonomy places the organism in Eukaryota, Metazoa, Arthropoda, Insecta, Diptera, Culicidae.
AUGCCUCGUGCUUCUCAAUCACAAAGUCUGUUCGCGGAGUCAUCUGAUUCAUUGGAAUCACCAGUUGAAACCCACCUAAUAGUUAACAUGGUGAAAACGAUACUUAAUUUAUCGAUAAACAAGGCGGUAAUAAAGAGAACGGAUAUUAUUAACAUCGCUCUUAAAGGAGAUAUUCGUCUGUACAAUCGAAUAAUACCUGAAGUCAUCGAUAUUUUACGCGAGAUCUACGGAUAUGAAUUGAUAGAAAUUGAAAGUAAGAGUCAAAAAACCAUGAUUCUUUGUUCUACCUUAGAACCAGGUUCACUGCUAGAGUUAAACGAAAGCAAUCAACGAAAGUUCACGUUCCUGUUCCUUGUAUUGGGUUACAUAUAUAUGAAAAAUGGAAUUGUUCCCGAAAAUUUGCUCUGGGAAUUUCUCCACACGAUCGGUAUUGAAGAACAGCAGGAACAUUCAUACUUCGGAGAACCAAAAAAGAUAUUUGAAAGCUUCAUAAAACAAGCUUAUGUUAUGCGUUUCAAACAAUCGAUGGAAGGAAUGAGUGAUGAAGUUGUUUUCGUAAGCUGGGGAGUCCGAUCCAAGCACGAGGUAUCCAAAAAGGAAAUGCUAGAGUCAAUAUGCAAAAUUAUGAAGCGAAAGCCGUCGGAUUUCAAAACACAGUACAUUGAAACACAAGGUUUACCAAACACGUCGGUGGGUGAUUUAAUGGAAAUAGAAUAA